Messenger RNA from Schizosaccharomyces octosporus yFS286, 857 nucleotides. RefSeq names its product 60S ribosomal protein L10a. The coding region runs from base 53 to 703 and encodes 216 amino acids. Lineage: Eukaryota; Fungi; Ascomycota; Schizosaccharomycetes; Schizosaccharomycetales; Schizosaccharomycetaceae. Gene Ontology annotation, cellular component: large ribosomal subunit. The transcript is spliced from 2 exons. Gene Ontology annotation, molecular function: structural constituent of ribosome; RNA binding. Gene Ontology annotation, biological process: translation. The record is from RefSeq and is a predicted model, not a curated record.
CGAUAAUUGACUUUUUGUUUCAAACGUGAACAACACCUAGGAAAAUUUGAAAAUGUCGAAGGUAUCGGUUGCCAACAUUCGUACCAACAUUGAUGGAAUUUUAAAGGGUUCCGAACAAAAGAAGCGUCACUUCACUGAGACCGUGGAGCUUCAAAUUGGUUUGAAGAACUACGACCCUCAACGUGAUAAGCGUUUCUCUGGUACCAUCAAGUUACCCAAUGUUCCCCGACCUAACAUGGCUCUCUGUAUUCUUGGUGAUGCCCACGAUUUGGACCGUGCUAAGCAUGGCGGUGUUGAUGCUAUGUCCGUUGAUGAUUUGAAGAAACUCAACAAGAACAAGAAACUUGUUAAGAAGUUGGCUAAAAAAUACGAUGCUUUUGUUGCUUCUGAUGUCCUCAUCAAACAAAUCCCUCGUUUGUUAGGUCCUGGUUUAUCUAAAGCCGGUAAAUUCCCUACUCCCGUUUCUCACAAUGAUGAUUUGUAUGGAAAGAUUGUUGAAGUUAAGUCUACCAUCAAAUUUCAACUUAAGAAGGUUCUUUGUUUGGGUGUUGCUGUUGGACAUGUCGAAAUGUCUGAAGAUCAACUAAUUGCUAAUGUUAUGCUUUCCAUCAACUUCUUGGUUUCUUUGCUUAAGAAGGGAUGGCAAAACAUUGGUUCCUUGGUCAUCAAAUCUACGAUGGGUAAGCCCUACCGUUUAUAUUAAACAACAAUCUUUUUGUCAUUGUUUUGGAGUUCUUAUGACAUUUUCGUGGAUAUGAAGGCGAUGGAUAUUGUAUUUAUAGGAAAUCUACUGUUCUGCUAGUGUCUUUUAUUGUACUACUAUUAGAGUAAUAAUGUAUUUCGUUAGUGAAGUUGAG